CGAGACGCGUGAGAAAAAAAAUAGGUAUAUUUGGGUUUGCGAUAAAAAAGCAGUGGGAUGCGCAUGGGUAUAUUAUACCUUUGAUAAAAUAACCCCUCAAUCCAGGCCGACGCGUCGAAUUAUUGUAUGGGAGGAAUGGCCUGAGGUCCCUGGGAGACCCCAUUUCCUUCUGCGCGUGAUUUCAGGGCCAAAUCUCAGCUUAGAGGGUUGAAAUAUCACGAUAAAGAUGGAAAUCGACUCUGUGGAGACUCCACCCACAGGUUCCAAGAGGAAAGCGGAUGAUGUUCCGUUGGAUGCCUCGCCUCCUCGAAGGAUCAAGGCACUCAAUCCCGAUGUGGUGAAUAAAAUCGCAGCUGGUGAAAUUAUCGUAGCUCCGGUCCAUGCUUUGAAGGAGUUGAUAGAGAACUCGGUCGAUGCUGGGUCAACGGCGCUCGAUGUCAUUGUCAAAGAUGGCGGUCUGAAGCUCCUGCAGAUCACAGACAAUGGCCAUGGCAUAGAUAAAGAAGAUUUGUCUAUCCUGUGCGAAAGGUUUACAACCUCGAAACUGAAAUCCUUCGAGGACCUGACUUCAAUUGGCACCUAUGGCUUCAGAGGCGAAGCUCUUGCCAGUAUUAGUUACAUUGCCCAUCUAACCGUCACUACGAGGACGAAGGAUUCAAACUGUGCGUAUCGAGCAAGCUACGCAAGCUGCAAGCUAUCUCCUCCCAAGCCUGGGCAGUCGGCGGAACCAAAGCCUGUGGCUGGUCGACAAGGUACGCAGAUUACUGUGGAAGACCUGUUCUACAAUAUUCCGACGCGGCGGAGGGCCUUCCGGUCUGCUUCUGAGGAGUACAAUAAAAUUCUGGAUAUGGUAGGUAGAUAUGCCGUCCAUUGUUCUGGUGUUUCAUUCAGCUGCAAGAAACAUGGUGAAUCAAGUACCUCCUUGUCCGUUUCACAAAACGCAUCCACGACAGAGCGCAUACGCCAAAUACACGGCAGUGCUGUUGCGAACGAGUUGGUCGAGUUCAGCUCUGCGGAGAGCCGUUUUGGAUUUGUGGCAAAUGGAUGGACUACAAAUGCCAAUUAUCACGUCAAGAAGACUACCCUUCUUCUUUUCAUUAACCACCGUUGCGUCGAGUCUUCAAAUAUCCGGAAGGCUAUCGAGCAAACAUACUCGACAUUUUUACCCAAAGGAGGCCACCCGUUUACAUACCUGAGCCUGGAAAUCGAUCCUCAACGUGUGGAUGUCAAUGUGCAUCCCACCAAAAGGGAAGUUAACUUCCUCAACGAGGAUGAGAUUAUUGAGCAGAUAUGCAUCGAUAUCCGCGUCAAGUUGGCGAAUAUCGAUACAAGCCGGACAUUCAUGACACAGAGCCUUCUGCCUGGAGCGCGAGCACCCAGCGGGACUGCGGGCGGAGAGAACCCAAGCACGCCGGUUCCAAAAUCAACACAGAAACUCUACGAGAAUAAUCUUGUGCGGACUGAUGCGAAGCUCAGAAAGAUCACAACCAUGCUCACACCAGGUUCUGGAGGGGCAGAGGCAGCAAACCUUCCCCAAGGGGCGCAGUUAUCUAGCAACGAGAUGGAGUAUGAACACUCUGACCGUGAACCGGUAACCUGCCGCUUGGUCACCAUCAAGGAACUACGGGCAACUGUUCGGGAUGAAAUGCACAAUAACUUAACAGAGAUGUUUGCCAGCCAUACUUUCGUCGGCAUCGUCGAUGAGAGGCGGCGCUUGGCAGCUAUGCAGUCUGGAGUUAAAUUAUUCCUGGUUGACUAUGGCAUGGUGUCGUCCGAAUACUUCUAUCAACUUGGGUUGACAGAUUUCGGGAACUUCGGUGCCAUUCGGUUUGAAGCUCCGCCGAAAAUCCAAGACCUGCUCAGGAUUGCGGCGGCCCAUGAGAAAGAGAGGAUGCAACCUGCCUGCGAGGAAGACGAAUUCGAUAUCGAAGAGGUAGUAGAGGUUGUUAGCGCACAGCUUAUUGAGAGGAGAGAAAUGCUGCUCGAGUACUUCACGAUCGAGAUUUCUCCAGAAGGAGAUCUGAUCAGCAUACCGUUACUGAUGAAAGGAUAUACCCCCAGUCUUGCGAAACUGCCACGCUUCUUGAUGCGUUUAGGGCCACAUGUUAACUGGACGGACGAGAAAAUGUGUUUUGACACGUUUCUGCGUGAGCUAGCAGAUUUCUAUGUUCCAGAACAGCUCCCUCCAAGCCAAGGAGAAGGGAGUGAAGAGGACAUUGAUGAGGAAAUCAAGCAGCGGAGGAAUGUGGUCAGAAAAGCUGUGGAGGAGAAGCUGUUCCCAGCGUUCUCUGGGAGAUUGAUUGCUACCAAGGCGCUGAUGAAGGGGGCGGUGCUGGAAGUCGCAAAUCUUAAGGGGCUUUACCGCGUAUUUGAGCGUUGCUGAAUCGAUAUGAGCGUAAUAGACGCUUCGUCUUUGGUUGUGGGGUGUGACGAAUUGCAUGAUAUAGGCUUGGAGGAUGGCACAAUAUUGCACGGGAAUAUAGACUCAUGUCAAAGAUAAUGCAUAGAGCUAUAAAGUCAGGCACACGGUUCGCUACCUAAUUGACCAGCUUCAUCCAUCGCGUGCUCGCUGCAGAAUCAAAGGGAAACGCGCCUGCUAUCAUCCUCGUUGUCCUGGGGUGUCCAGCCGAUGCUUUCCUUUCUCUCUCUCUGUUGGCGUGCGAUGACCUCCUCUCCCAGCUCUUCUUGUCGCUCCUGCUUGCUCGUGAACACCUUUCCAGGAAGCAUGUGGUG
Pseudogymnoascus verrucosus is the source of this 2733-nucleotide messenger RNA. It is a transcript of the gene MLH1, whose product is annotated as DNA mismatch repair protein. Gene Ontology annotation, cellular component: MutLalpha complex. Gene Ontology annotation, biological process: mismatch repair. Gene Ontology annotation, molecular function: ATP hydrolysis activity; mismatched DNA binding; ATP-dependent DNA damage sensor activity. The transcript has 3 exons. NCBI's taxonomy places the organism in Eukaryota, Fungi, Ascomycota, Leotiomycetes, Thelebolales, Thelebolaceae. The record is from RefSeq and is a predicted model, not a curated record. Bases 227 to 2383 code for a protein of 718 amino acids.